This is a messenger RNA of Trichobilharzia szidati, 1658 nucleotides long. NCBI's taxonomy places the organism in Eukaryota, Metazoa, Platyhelminthes, Trematoda, Strigeidida, Schistosomatidae. The record is from the annotation of a GenBank genome assembly.
CAAAGGAACAGUCGCUUUUUGAUCAUGAGUGAGACGAAUGUACAAGUGAAUCCUACGGAAAUACCUACAGAGAGCAAUGACAUAAAAGAAAAGAAAACUAAAAAAAGCACAACUCAAAAAAAGAGAACAAAUAAAAGAAAUCAAGACAUAUCAAAUGUGGAACCAAUGGAGAAAAGUUCUGGAAGCAACACUGCUGGUGAAAUUGAUGGACAGAAGACACCAGAGGCAAUGAAAAAUCCAGCUGAAGAAGUGUCAAUCAGAGCAAGUUAUGAUGUAGAUGUUGUAUUCUUGGAUGAGUUGGACAAGGCAUAUGAAUGCAUUAACUGUAAUCGUAUUCUACGAGUACCAUUCUUAUUUGAAGAUUGUGGUCAUAGAUGUUGUUCUGGAUGUGUACCGGAUAUAUUUAGAGGUACUUCAAAAUGUCCAGUGGAUAAAAAAACUUUGAAAAAGGAUCGUGUUCAUUUAGAUAAAGCUUUUCAAGAACAUAUGGAUAGUUUUGGUGUAAAGUGUUCCUAUCAUACUGAAGGAUGUUUAUGGACAGGAAUUCUACGAGAAUUAGGCAGCCAUCUUAAUCAAUGUGAAUAUAAAAUUCUUUCAUGCCCUAGACAAUGUGGAAUAGAAUUACAAAGGAGAUAUUUAGAGAAACAUAUUCAAAAUGAUUGUGCUAAACGCGUUAAACAAUGUCAAUAUUGUGGAACAAAAAUGCUUUCUGCCAAUGAAAUAAAACAUUCCGCCCAGUGUACAGAAUAUCCAAUUCCUUGUCCAAAUAAAUGUGAAAAAACUGCUAUACCAAGAGGAGAGUUGACAGCCCAUUUAAAAAAUGAAUGCUCUAAACAAUAUAUCAGUUGUCCAUUUAAUGAUCAUGGUUGUGGAUUUCGUGGUCGUAAACACACAAUUGAUCCCCACAUAGAACAGUCAGUCAUUAUGCAUUUAAAUCUGCUUAAUGCAUCAGUAAAACAAAUGUCAUUAUUGAUUGAAGCGCAAACAAAGUCGUACACAGAAGUUCGUAGUUUACUCGAAUCACAAAUAAAGCGUACAACAGCAUUGGAACGUGGAUUUGGAGCAACAUUUCUAUGGAAAAUUGAUUCAUUCGCUGAGAAAUUAAACAAUGCCAAGUCUGGUAAACAGAACGCUAUAUUCAGUCCACCGUUUUAUACUCAUCGUUAUGGUUAUCGAAUGGCACUGUCAGUCUCAUUGUAUGGAAAUGGUGAUGCAUUUGGAAAAUUUAUGUCUGUUUACGCUUGUCUUUUUCGUGGAGAUCAUGAUUCACUUUUAGAGUGGCCAUUUUCACAUCAGUUAACAUUUACACUGAUUGAUCAAAAUCCAGUGAUCAGUGCUCGAAAACCGAUCAAUUAUACAAUUAAACCAAAUUUAACUGGUGAUUAUAAUCAAUUUCUUGGGAAACCAACUACUGAACGGAAUUCAUGUUUUGGUGCACCACGUUUUGUGAAGUUAGAAACUUUAGAAGCAUCAAAUUAUGUAGUGAAUGAUGAAAUUUAUUUAAAGAUUGAAAUGAAUUUAGAUCGAGUGGCGUCAAUAUAAUCUGUUACCUUAUGCAUCAAACAAAAUUCUUGAACCUCAUUGACUCAUAACUAAUAUUUAUUAUCGUCAUUAUUACUAUUGUCACCAUGUUUUGUUGCUAAAAUGAAAUAAAGCAG